Meyerozyma guilliermondii ATCC 6260 is the source of this 810-nucleotide messenger RNA. Its product is annotated as transcription factor TFIIE subunit. Gene Ontology annotation, biological process: transcription initiation at RNA polymerase II promoter. The record is from RefSeq and is a predicted model, not a curated record. Gene Ontology annotation, cellular component: transcription factor TFIIE complex. Bases 1 to 810 code for a protein of 269 amino acids. Lineage: Eukaryota; Fungi; Ascomycota; Pichiomycetes; Serinales; Debaryomycetaceae. The transcript has a single exon.
AUGUCUGAGUUAUCGGCACAGCUUUCAGCUUUCAAAAACAAGAUCAGAAGCGGGCCUUCUGUUCCUGUUGCUAGAAGGACUGUGCCUCAGAAACCAGCACCGGCUGACAACUCAAAUUCCGUAAAGAGGGUCGCUGAUCCUUAUGAUGAAGCGGCAAAGAGGCAACGGACUACGGGACCUGCAGGUUCAAGAUGGUCUACACAACUACAUCUUGCAGUAGAAUACAUCAAGGAACAGAAUGCGCCUGUGCCCGUACCUAAACUUCAAAGCUACUUGUCAUUUGACAUUACACCGACUCUUCUACCUCUCCUUAAAGAAGUCAAUCGAAUUAAAUAUAAUCCAAACAACAAUACCUUGGAAUACACUUCGCUUCAUAAUAUAAACACUCCAGAGGCACUUCUUGAAUUCUUAAGGACCCAGCCAACUUUUAAGGGUACUCCGGUGAAAGAUUUGAAAGAUGGAUGGCCCGGAUACCUACAGGCUAUUUUGGACCUCGAGGAAGAGGGGAAAGUCAUAGUCUUACGCACGAAAAAAGAAAAUAUGCCACGGCUCGUCUGGGCAAAUUUGGGUGGAAUCAUAGGGGCCAUAGACGAAGACUUUAAAGAACGUUGGGGAAAGAUCAAGUUACCUCAUCCGGAUGAUAUGUAUCAGUCCUUGAUCGAUCAAAGUAUCAAGCCUACUGGUGCCGAUCCUCUGCUGCUCAACAAGAAACCACAGCAGCAAGAGAAGAAAAAGAAAAAGACUAGAAAGGGUAAGAUUACUAACACCCAUAUGAAGGGCAAGUUAAAGGAUUACUCUCAAAUGGUUUAG